Molecule: messenger RNA, 1074 nt
Organism: Penicillium odoratum
Lineage: Eukaryota; Fungi; Ascomycota; Eurotiomycetes; Eurotiales; Aspergillaceae
Exons: 2
Coding region: 1-1074 (357 amino acids)
Source: RefSeq, a predicted model, not a curated record
AUGGCGUCCAAACCAAGCUCCCCAGACUCCAAACAAGAGUCCACAAAAGCCAAAGCUUCAAUCGCGACCGACUUCAAUCCAGAUACCAUCACCCUACAAACAUUCCGCACCCUCCUAAGCCACUACCCCCAAACCCUCAAACAAGUCCACCAGAACAAACUCGUUCAAAAGCUUCAACCAAAGCCCAAAAAAGGCGCAAAGACCAAUAACUGCGCAACACCUCAGACGGAGCUAUCCCCCACUCAAAAAGAGCAUAUCAAAGCCGAGGUCGAAAAGUUCGUCACUCUUGACCGGUGGCGGUAUGAAGGUAGACCAGAGCUACUUGUACGGGGGAAAGCUUCCGAAAAAGUCCUGAACAAAGAGGAUCUUAUUAGUAUCAUGCAGUGGAAGACAACACAUGGAAAAUACAGACCAAUGCUAAUGGGCAUGAUAAAAGCCAAUGACGAAAAGCUCAUUAUAAAAUGCACAGAGAGUGCUUCUUCAUCUCUACCAAAUGCAAACUCCAAGCUCGAUCUAGGUUCAGAUUCAGAUCUAUUUCCCCAAAAGAGCCUUGAUGCUCUCCAACCACUCCGUGGCGUCGGAGUAGCUACUGCAUCACUUAUUCUGUCCAUCGCGACUGGGUUCAGGGAAGAUCAUGAACAGGUUCCUUUUUACAGUGAUGAUUUGUUUCUGUGGCUUGUUGUGGGGGAAUAUCCUGUUACGGGGCUUAGUGAGAAAGGUGAUUCGAAGUCGAAGUCGAAGUCGAAGUUUAUGCGUGAUGGGGAGUUGAACGUUAAGUAUAAUUUGAAUGAGUAUCGGGAACUUUGGGGUAGGUGUCGGGAGUUGAUGAGGAGGCUCAAAAUUCAUGAGGGUUACGAAGAGGAUCCGAUUUCCCAGAAUGAUAUUGAGAAGGUGGCGUAUGUGUUGCGCAAUAUUGGUGCUUCGGGGCUUUAUGAUAGUACUGGUACUGAGGUUGGGAAGGAGGUGGAUGUGUUUGCGGAGGAGAGUAGGAAACGGAAGAGGGAAGGGACCACGGAGAAGAAUGUUGUGAAGAGGGCGUCUAGGAGUGCGACGAAAGCUAAGGCAAUGGAAUAG